Molecule: messenger RNA, 1443 nt
Organism: Plutella xylostella (diamondback moth)
Lineage: Eukaryota; Metazoa; Arthropoda; Insecta; Lepidoptera; Plutellidae
Product: tRNA:m(4)X modification enzyme TRM13 homolog
Biological process (GO): tRNA methylation
Source: RefSeq, a predicted model, not a curated record
UCUCUCUUGUCUCUGCUCUUGGAACAAUAUAACCUCAAAAAACUUGUAAACAAAUCAUGAACACAUCUACAAAAACACAAGAAAAUGAAGGAAAACCUCAAUGCAGGUACUUCGUGCCAAGGAAAAAGCGGUUGUGUCGAAUGACUGUACGUCCCGGCAAGAACUACUGCGGAGAACACGAGCCGGAGCCGCAGGAGAACGGUGAUGGAGAGCCUGACAACCGUGUACCCUGUCCAUUAGACCCAAAACAUACUUGCUACGCCAGUAAGCUAGAGAAGCACCUGCAGAUAUGCAACGCGAAGCAAGGCGCCGUGCCGGAGUACAUCGUGCACAACAUCAAUGCUCCUACGGAGACAACCUCGCCGCCGCGGAGACCCCUGAGUCAAAUACCCAAGGAAGAUUUGCUACAGCUCAUUCAGAAAGUCAAUCACUUGUAUGAAAUGCACAUAGAAGGCAACAUCGAGACCCUCCCCCCGCGGGACAUCCACCCAGUGGUGCUGCCGGAGUUCUCGGAGCCGGAGCGCACGGAGGCGUCGCGGAGACACCUGCGCCAGGCCUCGCGCCUGCUGCGCCUGCUGGAGGAUGAGGGGCUCGUGCAGGACCACACCUGCUAUGUUGAGCUGGGGGCUGGGAAAGGUCACAUGUCGUACUACGCGUGCCGCGCGUGGUGCUUGGAGGGCGCGGACAGCAUCACGCUGCUGGUGGACCGCGCCGCGCUGCGCCACAAGCGGGACAACAAGCUCAAGGAGCGCUCGGUGGUGGUGCGUGUGCGCGCGGACCUGGCGCACCUGUCGCUGGCGCGCGUGCCCGCCGCCGCCGCGCGCCGCGCCGUCGGGCUGGCUAAACAUCUGUGCGGGGUCGCCACUGACUAUGCACUCCGCUGCCUGACGUCCCCCGAGUCCCUGUCAGCGGCGCGCGGCGCGGCGCUCGCCACGUGCUGCCACCACCGCUGCGACCGCGCCGCCUUCAUAGCGCCACAGCAGAUGCAGGAGCUGGGCAUCAGCGACGAGGAGUUCAACAUCCUACUAGGCAUCGUCUCGUGGGCCACCUGCGGCGACGGGCGCAGCCGCGAGACUCGCAACAACAGCCCCAACGCCACUGAGAAUAACGCCGAGACAACCCACACUGUCUCCAACAGUACCGAUAAUGACACGAGUGUGAAAUGUGAGGGAAAGUAUUUGUCUUUGAGCCAGGAGUGCCGGGAGGCGGUGGGGCGGCGGGCCAAGGCGCUCAUCGACUGGGCGCGGGUGCUCUACUUGAGGUCUCGCGGGUUCGAGGCGCGGCUCUGCUACUAUGUACCCACUAGCGUGUCCUUAGAAAAUGUCUGCAUUAUUGCCAAGAAAGAUAGCUGAUUGUUGAAGUAUUUUAUUUAUUCUGUAAUUUUAUUUUAUUAUGAGAUUAGGUGAAGGUGAAAGUGCAAUAAAACAGCAGUUGUUGAAAAUA